AUGAGCAGUAAUAUUAUAUUCAGACGUUCGAUUUCAACGUUGAUCCCACCAAAGAUAGUGUCCGCUAAACAGAUUGGGUCGCAACCCAAUGCUAAGAGAGUAUCGAAUAUGGUUAGUUUCUACAAAUUACUGCCCAGGGGACCCGCCAAGACGACCGAUACGAAGAAUACAGGGGUAAUUAACUGGUACAAGGCCAAAUAUUUCAAUGAUGAUCAAGCCAGUGGGAAGCCCUUAUUGCAUCUAUGUGGGGCCCUGAUACUUUUAGGUUACUCAAUGGAAUACUAUCUACAUUUGAGACACCAGAAACACGAAGAGCAUCAUUAA
This is a messenger RNA of Kazachstania africana CBS 2517, 324 nucleotides long. It is a transcript of the gene ATP17, whose product is annotated as F1F0 ATP synthase subunit f. Lineage: Eukaryota; Fungi; Ascomycota; Saccharomycetes; Saccharomycetales; Saccharomycetaceae. Bases 1 to 324 code for a protein of 107 amino acids. The transcript has a single exon. Gene Ontology annotation, biological process: proton motive force-driven ATP synthesis. The record is from RefSeq and is a predicted model, not a curated record.